AUGUUCAGCGAGAACCAAAUACUUGUCCGGAUUACAUUAUCUGACAAUGCCUUCAUUUCCAGCGAGAACCAAAUACUUAUCCUUCCUUGUGAGAUUGGUGCACUCAAAUCCCAAAACCCUAGCAAGUUCGCCCUGAAUGAAAGUUGGCAACUUCAAAACUUGACUUACCUCCUGCACAAGUCAUCUCUUUUGGCAACUUCUUCAAAAUCUCAAGACAAUAAACAGGUCUCCUCCUCUCUCCGUCGGCUGAUAUCUUCAUCUUUAUUUCCUGUCGUUGGAGAUUCGAUAAGAAGCGAGGUCGGUGAUUUUGAUUUAGCCCUGUCAAUCCCUCGUUAUGCUUUGAUUGGAGAACAUUUCCGUUUUAGAUUAAAGACGACCUAG
Microthlaspi erraticum is the source of this 381-nucleotide messenger RNA. The record is from the annotation of a GenBank genome assembly. Lineage: Eukaryota; Viridiplantae; Streptophyta; Magnoliopsida; Brassicales; Brassicaceae.